Populus euphratica (Euphrates poplar) is the source of this 1779-nucleotide messenger RNA. RefSeq lists its product as uncharacterized. The transcript is spliced from 2 exons. Lineage: Eukaryota; Viridiplantae; Streptophyta; Magnoliopsida; Malpighiales; Salicaceae. Bases 586 to 1554 code for a protein of 322 amino acids. Gene Ontology annotation, biological process: defense response. The record is from RefSeq and is a predicted model, not a curated record.
CUCCCCUCUCUCUCCACAAAAAUAAAAAAACCCCAAAUCGAUUUAACCAAAUUAGGUUUUUUUUUUCUUAAGAUUAUUAUCAUGGUAUUCAGCAGUGCCAGUCACUUCUCUCGCUGCUAAUGUCGCCUUUUACGCUGCAUUGCUCUCGUCUUCAUGAUUAAAGUCAAAUGGAGACAGAGAUGCUUAGAGUGAAUUCCCGGUUCAAACCAUUGGGGAAGUUAACUCAACAGUUCUGGCUUUUUAUUUUUUAUUUUUUAUAAGCUGUGAUUGAGGGUUUCGAAUUUCCUUAUUUCCACUAUCGAAGACAAAAGAUGGGCUACCAUUGAAUCCGUUGAGUUUGCUGCUAUCAUGUGAAAAGGCUUAACUGGUGCUAGCAACUUCUCUUCUCUUUGCUUUUCUAUUAUUUUAGAGGUUAUCAUCAUCACUUCUUUCACUCUGAAUGACUCCGCAACAAUUUCUUUGUCUUCGACGCACUAAGGUACCGCGGAGAAGAAAAGGCUAGCAAUUGGCUCGAAAGCAGGGUUAGCAGCCCAUCCCCACGAUGGGGCUCACAAGAGCUCGAUAAAGAAGAAAGCAGAACAUAUUAUGGAGGGGAUCUCUCUACAAUUGAAAGUAAUUUCCUGCAGAGAUCUCAAAACCUUCAAUUUCUUCCAAAAGCUCUCAGUCUUUGUUGCCGUCUCCAUUUUUAUUGAUGAGCCAAAGAAGAAUGAACAACGGCGAAAAAAGACGGCAGUGGACUUUCUUUAUGGUGUAUUGAAGAGGAACGAGAAGCAACAACAACGUCUGCAGCGGCAAAAGACACCUCCGAAUACUUUCAACGAUGAAGAAAAGAAGAACGAACAGCAACAACUUCUGCAGCGGCAAGAGACACCAGUGGACAGAGAAGGAGGUAGCAACCCUACAUGGAACCAUAUGAUGCAGUUUAAUCUCAAUACCCCUUCGCUUCCUGAUUACGGUGAUCAUCUCUUUUUCAAAUUUGAAUUGCGCUGCAAAGGUUCCAUCUUUGGUAACAAAACUAUUGGGGAGGUUUGUGUUCCAUUCAAGGAUUUGAAUGAGGAGUUCAACGGCAGUGUCAGGUUUGUGAGCUAUCAGGUUCGAAAUAGCGAUGGGAGGCCUAAUGGUGUCCUGAAUUUUUCCUAUGAGGUGAACGGGAAGGUCAAGAGGAAUGAAGAUGAUGGUCCAAGAGUUGAUUUGCCUCCAGGAAUUCGUUUCUCAUCACCUAAAAAAGUCCAUUAUCCAUCCUUGGAAGUCGAUGUUAAGUCGACGAAAGCAUGCUUAUAUCCUUCCCUGGAUGAUAUCAGCUUCAGCUCUCCUUCGCCAGGAACCGGGUUUCCUUCUACGGAGUUGUGUUAUCCAGUAGAGGCAUGUUAUACUAUGCCUCCGCCAGCCUUUCCUUUACAGCUUCCUGUGGGUCACAGAGUGUAUCAGCUUCAAUAUCCAUCACCAUUGACACAGUCUCCAGGUUCACAUUGCUACACAACAAAGACAACCGAGCAUGGUUGCGGUCUUCGUGGGCAUUCUGGAGGUUGGGCAAUUAGGGAUGUUAAUGUAUAGCUAGUUAGGUUAGUGUUAGAGAGAAUGUUGAUGUUGAUAUUCUUCAAUAGCAGGCUGGUGCCUGAUGUAAUUUCAUUUGUGUAAGAAACAUUCCACUCUGCCAGGUAGUUAGGGACAUGAGUUCUAAUUGUUGCUACGCUAGACACGUUACCUACACACUGCUCAUGUCUCGUUGAUCAGUUCGUACUUGAUAUCAAAGGAAAUGCUAGCUCUCUUUUCUCUCCA